UGCUAGUCACGGAGGGAUCCCUCCUUUGUUGCUGCCUGACCAGUGUGUCCUUUAAAUACGCUCCAGCAGUAUUCACACAAAACUGACAAACUUAAACUGGAGGAGGGAAGAUGGCAUCCUUGGCUGAACUGGGGAAGACAGUCAGUAACCCGACCAUUCCAUAUGUUGAGACAAUACAUGGUGGCCUUGUUCCUGGAAAUAUGAUUGUGAUACAUGGGACUGUUCCUGAUGAUGCAGACAGAUUCCAGGUGGAUUUACAGUGUGGCAGCAGUACAGAGCCUCGAGCUGAUGUGGCAUUUCAUUUCAACCCCCGCUUCAGAAGGUCUGGCUGCAUUGUUUGCAACACUCUAGAGAGGGAAAGAUGGGGCUGGGAGGAGAUCACUUACGAGAUGCCCUUUAAAAAAGGGGAGUCAUUUGAGAUUGUUAUCACGGUUUUAAAGGAUAAAUUCCAGGUGACUGUAAACAAGAAGCACUUGCUGCUCUACAACCACAGAGUGAGCCUUAAAAAAAUAGAUACUCUUGGAAUAUACGGCAAAGUGCAGAUCAAAACUAUAGAUUUUGUUUCUAAUGUGGAAAUGCCAGAUGGCUCACAAUUUGAGGUUCCUUACAUUUGGAAUCUUGAUGCUGCACUUUGUGUAGGAUGCACAGUUCUCAUUAAAGGAGAGGUGAAUAAAAACGCAAAGAGCUUUGCAAUAGAUCUGAAACCAAGUGACUCAAGGGACAUUGCAUUACAUCUGAAUCCCCGUGUGAAAAAUAAAGUUUUUGUAAGAAACUCGUACCUUCAUGACAGCUGGGGAGAAGAAGAAAAAGAAAUUACCAACUUCCCUUUCAGUCCAGGGAUGUACUUUGAGCUGAUCAUUUUCUGUGAUGCCCAUGGGUUCAGAGUUGCUGUUAAUGGUGUUCACAUGCUGGAGUACAAGCAUCGUUUUAAACAACUGGGAAAGAUCAACAAAGUGGAAAUCUCAGGAGAUAUUAAACUAUUAGAUGUGAGGAGGGCAUAGUUCUUUUCACUCACUACAAAAAAAAAUAAAACUUCUUAUAAUGACAGGUACCUCCUUGUCAAGUACAAACAGGCACUGACUUGUGCUGAGCCUGCCUUUAUCUAGGCUUCUGUGUCUGCCUCUCUGAGUUAGGUGAGUACCAGAACUGCUAACCAUGAGGUUAAAUGCCCAUCUAGUUUACAGUAUUGUGGCAAGCUAAGUAAGUGUUUGCUGAGAUAAAUCUCCUGUAUUACUAAACGUAGCAAUAUGAAGACACUGCAUCAUACUGUGUCUAACAGUUGCACUCAGUAUGUUUAACUCCUACUUGGCGUUCCUUGAUAGCAUAGAUUCAGUAUUGUGAAGUAAAAACAAGACUGAAAUAGGAUCUGAAGAUAUGGUUAUCCACACCAAAAGGGACAUUGAUAAUUCAUUUAAAAUAGAAUAUUGAAAUAUACUUUUCUGCUUCUUAAAUUUAUAUUAGCAACUUUUUCCUGAGGCUGGAUUAAGCAAACAGUUGACUCAUCAGUUCUAACAAAAGGCAAGAAGGAAUUUGAUGAUGGCCUGCUGCUGCAGUAGUACCUUCUCUAACACUCAUGGUUAUGUCACCUCCUGCUUUGUAAGUGAUUAAAUUGUAAGAUUAAAUCAAACAUACAGCAACACUUCUAGCUUUUAGUUUUCUGAGGUGAAACAAAUGAAAAUGAUUUAGGUCAUUCCAGUUGCAUGAACCUUUGAAAACUUAUUUGAUCUGAAAUAGCUCCUGAGUUGAAAGUGUUCAGAGACUGAAGUGGAUGUUUGUUUUUUUAAAAGUGAGAGUGUGAACCCAUGACUUGGAUACUCAUCAGUGGAACAGAGAAUGGAUCCUUUUUCAGUCUUGCAUUAAAAUACUAUAUAUAUGAAACAAGCUGUUUUAUUCACUGUUUUCUGUACAAAUGUCAGUCUUAAUUUUUAUACUCUUUAAAAAUAAGUUGCUACUGGCUGUCAAUGCAUGCCUGAGGGCUGUUCCUACUUAUGUUAACAGCUGCUAAGAGUGAAGCAAUCUCAAGAAGAAGCUGUACCCUAAAAAACUGUUUAAGAAAAGUAACCAUAUUUAAUGUUUAAAAAGCAUAAAUAAAAACGUGAGCUCUGCUUUUCUCCAA
Molecule: messenger RNA, 2116 nt
Organism: Athene cunicularia (burrowing owl)
Lineage: Eukaryota; Metazoa; Chordata; Aves; Strigiformes; Strigidae
Gene: LGALS8
Product: galectin 8
Exons: 9
Coding region: 111-1001 (296 amino acids)
Molecular function (GO): carbohydrate binding
Source: RefSeq, a predicted model, not a curated record